This is a messenger RNA of Carcharodon carcharias (great white shark), 4277 nucleotides long. RefSeq names its product INO80 complex subunit Db (gene ino80db). Gene Ontology annotation, cellular component: nucleus. The transcript has 12 exons. NCBI's taxonomy places the organism in Eukaryota, Metazoa, Chordata, Chondrichthyes, Lamniformes, Lamnidae. The record is from RefSeq and is a predicted model, not a curated record. Bases 690 to 3827 code for a protein of 1045 amino acids.
AGCCCGGCCAGCACAGCGAGCCAGCCAGCCAACGAUGAAAUAUCCUGGAAGACUCGUGCUGAAUGUACAAUCCAAGAUACACAUUGCAGUGUUGUAUGGCUGAGGGUCUCAAAGAAUAUCGUGAACAGUGUCACUUUCCUCCUACCACACAAUGUCCUGAUCAGUCUUGAGAGCAACACUGAUCACCUGUGCUACCCCUGACCACAAAUUCGCAGGUGGACCUGCCAGAAUCACUAGUCUCUUCCCCUGCUUGUUGCAGUCCUUGGAUUGUUUUCUAACAAUGAGGGUUCGGACUGCAAAAAUGACCCACAGUUCUACCAGGUGACUUGGAAACUAACUUUUCAGGGUGAAAGUCAUCCUGCAAUAUUUUAUUUCUUCUAUCACACCCCAUUGCUACGUCCCUCUCUGAGGCGAGGACAAGCAUUUCCUUCUCAGGCAGUCCCUGCUACUGGUCUCCUGCUGGUGCUCAACAGUGAGGCAGUAUGAAUCCGAUUUGAGUACUCCCCUCUGCAGCUUCCUUGUGAGAAAGUGCUCAAGUCUCAGCCCUGACAAUUGCUGAGGUGGUAGAGGUUACGUCUUUGGGAGGUGCUGUCGAAGAAAACAUGGCUCGACAGAGGAUGUUACAAGUUUAUUUCAACUAGUGCGCACUUUGUGGGUCAGCUGAUGUUCACAAGGAGAAGAAUCACGUGAUGUAUGAAGGCAAACACAUACACUUCUCAGAGGUCGAUAACAAGCCACUGUGCUCCUACAGCCCCAAGCUCUGCAAACAGCGCCGGCUCAACGGCUACGCAUUCUGCAUCCGCCACGUUCUGGAGGACAAAACUGCCCCUUUCAAGCAAUGUGAAUUUGUGGCCAAGUACAACAGCCAGCGGUGCACGAACCCUAUCCCGAAAUCUGAAGACCGAAGAUACUGCAACAGUCACCUGCAAGUACUUGGUUUGGUGCCCAAAAAGGAGCGGAAGAAAAAGAAUGAGCAGCUAGAGGAGGUGCGCCCCAGACUGCACCCUGAUGCUACCAUGGCAGUCAGCCUGGCAGUGCCCUCGCUGGCCUUGAAGGCGGCAAAUGGUCUGAACGGGCCGACACGAUCCCCGCAGAGGCCACGGCUGACUCUCCAAUACCUGGAGCAUGAGCUCGAUGACCCAUUCGCUUUCCCUGACGACGAUGACUGCGUUCUGAGGAAAGGGACUGUCAAACGGAAGCUUCAGACCAAACUGGCUCAGAACCGACAGCAGCAGCGACUGCUGCGAGAGCCCGAGACUUUCAGACUGCAACCAGAGCACUUUAUCCCCCAUCUCGCACCAUCACGGCCGCUGUACCCUGGCACUCCCCCUCUCUCUAGUCCCCCCCGACCCGCCGGACUGUCGCAGGGUCUGCUAUGCAAACCCCCUCCGCCUCUGCCCCCGACUCCCAGUCUGCCGCAAGUGGUGGCCCACAGUAUCGUUACGACAACGCCAGCCUCGCACUCGCCAAAUGGAAAGCCUCACCGGUCUGCCUCGCCGCCGCAGCACACGCCGCCGCCGCCUCCACCACAGCCGGCUGCGGCCCUACCCUCGCCUGCCGUCACGGCAACGGACACUUCUCGGCCUGACGUGGUUGUCCUCAAGGCUUCAAGGUCCACACCUGUCUGCAAGCAGCGCUCGGCCUGUGUAAACAGGCUGCAGAGACUAGCAAAACUCUGCGCUGAGAAACAACUGUUGCACCGGGAUCUCUUCCCACAUUUAGGGCUAGACUGGUCUGAGGACAGCGAGGAAGAGGAGGAAGAUGAACGUGUGCCUCCUUGCCAGUAUGCAUGGACGUUGCGGGACAAGUGGUCAGCUACUCGGCCCGACCCCGAAGAUGAGGCGACGAGCACGAGAAGCUUGAGAGUGACACGGCUCUGCACUUACCUGCAGCACAGAUACAUGCAGCUGUGUCGCGUGGAGAGAGCUGCGGCGCGCCAGCAGAGGUGUCGGCACGCCUUCCGGAGAGCGCUACUGCAAGCAGCCAGCAAGGAACCCGACUCCGCCGGGCAGAUUCUCCGGGAACUCAGAGCAGCGCCCCCCACACAGACCAGCAUGAAGCAGCCAGACCACAGAGUAGUGGAACCAGCACUAUGUACAGGAACCAUCAAGGGCCAGCACUGCCCCAACAUGUCUCUUCCAUACACCAGGCACUGUUUUCAACAUAUCCUGUUGAGUCGCUCGCAGCAGCUGUUCUCGAGCUGCACGGCCAAGUUCGCAGAUGGGCAACAGUGUUCCAUUCCAGUGUUUGACAUCACGCACCAGACGCCACUCUGCGAAGAACAUGCAAAGAAAAUGGAUAACUUCUUGCGAGGGGACAGCAAUCGGAAGGUCCAGCAACAGAGGAAACCCAGGAAGAAAACCAAGCCUCCAGCACUUACCAAAAAACACAAGAAGAAGCGGCGGAGAGGCCCGCGGAGGCCUCAGAAGCCCAUUCCUCCAGCAGUGCCCCAGGGCAACCUUUCGAUGCCUGCCAGUCUUGGAGUGUCAGUGUCAGCCUCUCAUGUACGGAAUUCCUCGACUCCAGAACUCAGUGCUGAUGAAAUUCCUGAUGACAUCACCAAUGAGAUCACUGAUAUGCCAAAUGACUUGGAACUAAAUCAGGAAGAGUUGGCAGAAGUUCUUCAACGAUUGCCUGAUGACCUGCAGGACUUUGACCUCUUUGAAGGUAAAAAUGGUGAAUUGUUACCAACUACGGAGGAAGCAGAGGAGCUGGAGCGUGCACUGGAGGCAGUGACAUCGUAUGCUGCCUCACUGGAGUGUCUGAGUUCUAUUGGUGAGCUGGGGCACACAGAUGGAGAUGGUGACCAGGAGCUGUCGGGCAGAGGAAUGGGUGUGUUUGUCGCUGCUGCCGCCGCUGCAGGGAUGCCAGCCCUAAGCAGGGCAGUCAACAACGAACUGGGAGACCUCCUGAACGGCCGCAUCUCCACAGAGAACUUCUCCAGCCUGGAGCUGGACGAGAACCUCCUCCAUCACCCAUCUGCACUGUCCAGCCCGGCUGGUUCCCUGGGGAGUCAGGCUCAGGGCACCUACCCUUCCCCUUCGGACGUGGGCCUUUCCUCUGUUGCCUUGGUCAAUCAGAGCGGGCUCGCAGAGCGGGCCCACCAGUCCCAUUUCCAUAACCUCCGGGGUGACGCCAGCCACACCUCGCCCAGGAGCCACCUGCUGGGCAAAGCCGAGGACCUGAUCUCCCCUCGGCCGCACUACGGCAGCGAGCACUCCCGCUCAUCCCCGUACAGCAGCGAGCAUGUGCCGUCGCCCUAUAGCGACAACGUAACUCCUCCGCCCCGUCCCCCACCCUACCCUGGGGAUAGCCUCACCACCCCCUACCCCCCUGAUGUGACGCUGCUCCCUGCCCACGUCCUGCCCGCCCAGCUGGUCAACUCCCGGCCCCAGUGGGGCACCAUCAGCCUGAGUGACCCGACCUCCUUCAGUGGCCUGAUCUCAUCUGGGGCCGAGGGCCACCUGCUCUCCACCUCCCUCUCCACCCCUCUGUCCACACCUCACUCGCCCUCCACACACACGGCCUUCUCCAGCGCCACGCCCAGCAGCACAGUCCUCCUCCCAGGCCUGACCCAGGCAGGCUUCAGUGACGGCGUUGCCACCAUGGGACCCUCAUCGCCCCCCGACCUACCGACAUCCAAUCCCACUAAGCAGCAGCUCCCCCAGUUCAGUGCUGCCUUCGGCCCACAGCUCACCUCCCACAGCGGCAUCCCCAAGGACGUUCAGCCAACCCACAGCUCAAUCGCGCCCCCGACGGGCUUCUCAGUAACCGCAGCCGCCGCGAGCACGAACAAUGUCACGGCUCCGUUUAGCACUCCACAGUGAGCCUUCUCGGGAAUGCUGUAUGAAGAGGCCACCUGUUUCUUGGCUUGCAAGCAAGGGUUGAGAUGUUCCCCUGAUUUUUCUAUGGUGUCUUGGAGCUUUAAGGGUACCGUCUAGUUUUUUUUAAAACCUACCUGCGUAAGGGUGGAGGGAAAAAACAGCUCGGUAAGCUGGUUUUGGGAGAAAGUAACUUGUGACUGGGUAGAGAUGCCAGUGGUUCCUGCCCCUGUAUUUCUGCUGAUUAUGGUUAAUGAGGAAUUUUGCUCAUUUACUUUCAAGUUCCCCUAUCCUCAACAUGCUCAUUCGCCUCCCAUCCCCAAAAGGUAGAAAACCAAUCUACCUUUCGUAAUGGUUCUGUUAUGAUUUUCUUUUGAAUGACAGAUCCAAGUCACUUUGUGCCCCCAAUAACUUGGUUUGGUAGGCUUUUUCCCUGUCAAACCUUCUCACUCCCAC